AUGGUGCUGCUGGCCGGGCCCGGGCCGGAGGGCGGUGGGGCGCGCCGCGUGUCCCCGCAGUCGCCGUCCCCACCCCGGGACGCGCAGGCCGGGGAGGACCCAGCUGACUUCGAGGAGUACGAGGACUUCUCGAGUCUGCCCGACACCCGCAGCAUCGCCUCGGACGACUCCUUCUACCCUUUUGGAGGCGAGGAGGAGUACAGCUCCGUGAGCGCGGAGAGCGUCCCGGAGGCCGUCCCGGAGGCGGCGACCCUCCUGCGCGCCGCCUGCGCCAACGAUGUGGGGCUGCUGAGGGCGCUGGUGCGGCGGGGGCCCAGCGCCGAGGAGGUGCAGGAGACCGACCGCAACGGCCGGACCGGCCUCAUCGUCGCCUGCUACCACGGCUUUGUGGAUACUGUGGUGGUCCUAGCAGACUGCCCCCACGUGGACGUCAACUGGCAGGACAGCGAAGGCAACACGGCCCUCAUCACGGCUGCACAGGCGGGACACGUCACCAUCACCAACUACUUGUUGAACUAUUUCCCUGGUCUUGACCUUGAAAGGAGGAACGUGUUUGGGUUCACGGCCCUGAUGAAAGCCGCCAUGCAGGGCCGAACGGAGUGCAUCCGAGCCCUGAUGCUAGCAGGGGCAGAUGUCCACGCCAGGGACCCUCACCGCGGGAUGUCGUCUCAGGAGUGGGCUACUUACACGGGACGGUUUGAAGCGGUCCACGCCAUCCAGAGGCUGCUGGAGCGACCCUGCCCAGAGCAGUUUGGGGAAAAGUACAAGCCAGAGUUGCCGCUGGCCCCCGAGGGGGGUCCGAAGACUGCGGGCUCCAAGAACUGCUUGCAGAGGCUCACCGAGUUUGUGCGGUCCAUGCUGGCCUCCCGCUUGCGCCAAGGCCUGGAGGAUGGGGGCGUCCUGGACCACAUGGUCAGGAUGACCACGAGCCUCUACAGCCCUGCCGUGGCCGUCGUCUGCCAGACCAUGUGCCCCGAGAACCCCCCCUGUGUGGGGAAGAGGCGGCUAGCGGUGCAGGAAAUCCUGGCGGCACGGGGGCACCCGGACACGCAAGCCCAAGAGAGGGACAAAGCGGAGGGCACCGAGCGGCGAUUCUGGACCUGCCAGGCCGCGGGGGUCUCCAGAGAGGGGGCCCCCAGAGCCAACUGCACGUCUUCUUCCCAGCUGCCAGCCGCCCCGCGGAAGGCCAGCCUCCUGUCCCUGCAGCUGCUGCGGCGGAGCAGCGUGCGGCCGGGCGUGGUCAUCCCCAAGGUGCGCAUCAGCAAGGCGCCCGCGCCCACCUUCCAGCCCGAGCGGGUGGCGAAGGGUAGCACCAAGGACAGCACCCACCUGCAGCUCCCCAAGUGGCGGUACAAGGAGGCCAAGGAGGAAAGAAGGAAGGCGGAAGAGGCGGAGAAGCAGCGGCUGGCUCGGGCGCGCAAGGAGAAGCGGGCGCCGUCCUGGAGGAAAAGGACGUGA
Molecule: messenger RNA, 1458 nt
Organism: Mesoplodon densirostris (Blainville's beaked whale)
Lineage: Eukaryota; Metazoa; Chordata; Mammalia; Artiodactyla; Ziphiidae
Gene: ANKRD33B
Product: ankyrin repeat domain 33B
Exons: 4
Coding region: 1-1458 (485 amino acids)
Molecular function (GO): protein binding
Source: RefSeq, a predicted model, not a curated record